Protopterus annectens (West African lungfish) is the source of this 7846-nucleotide messenger RNA. It is a transcript of the gene STXBP5L, whose product is annotated as syntaxin binding protein 5L. NCBI's taxonomy places the organism in Eukaryota, Metazoa, Chordata, Ceratodontiformes, Protopteridae. The record is from RefSeq and is a predicted model, not a curated record. Gene Ontology annotation, biological process: regulation of protein secretion; regulation of exocytosis. Gene Ontology annotation, molecular function: myosin II binding; GTPase activator activity; syntaxin binding. Gene Ontology annotation, cellular component: SNARE complex; plasma membrane; cytoplasm. The transcript has 28 exons. Bases 781 to 4464 code for a protein of 1227 amino acids.
GCUGCAGCUUGUUGGCAGAAGGAGGAGCUCAGAAGCUGGUUUCAGUACCUUGGACAGCAGCUCCGACUGACAAGAAGAGAAGGAUAGCAAUACAGUGGGUGAAGACAAGAGUUCAGAGACAACAAAACAACUAGCAGGCAGCAGAUUUUGUCUUUGAAACGUCUUUUUAUUUUUGAAAUGGGAAAGACAGGCAGGCAGUCAUUUGCAGACUGCACAUUCUGGGGCUGAGGCUAGGUUUCAGAAGUCAACAGGGAAUCAAGGUUUGCAAACAAAACAGUCCGAGGACAUUUUCUGGCACCUUAGCAUUUCUGAGUUUCUUAAAAAUGCAGUUUAUUUUUUCUUCCAUUACUGGAGAUUUAUUUUAUUAAACAAAAUUCCUUUUAGUAAGCCAUUUUCUUGAGCCAUAGACUCCUGCUAGCAGGCGCUGCAGGUCAGUCUUGUUUUACUUAUUUUAUUAUCCUGUUUCAAGUAUUCAAUAUGGAGACAUCCAAUGAGUUAAACAUUUAGUAUACAGACUGCAUUGGUCACACGUGUGUGCCGCGAUCAGUCUCAAAGAGCAGUCUGACAGAUUUUAUUCUUUUACUAUUUUUUUGCUUUUCUCUAAGUCUGUACAAGAUGAAGACAUUCUAUCUUUUAGUAAAUUUCACUUAAUACACUUGACUAUAUUGAACUGACAGAACAACACUGGCUUCCUAGACUGCAAUAUAUAUUUUAUUUAUUAGAAGAAACUUCAACUUAGUUUUUUUUUCUUAUCCAAUAUUUUGAAAAAAACCCUUAAAGAUGAAAAAGUUUAAUUUCCGUAAAGUUUUGGAUGGCUUGACUGCUUCAUCGCCAGUGAUCGGUGGAGGUGGUGCUGGUGGCAGCAGUGGAGGUGGCAUUAGCAGUGGGGGCACUUCGUACCCAGGAGGGGCUACUGGAGCUGCAGUGACUAUCAGAGAUUUGGAAAUCCAAGAGUCCCUUGCUUCAGAGCACUUUCAGAUUUGUAAGACGGUGCGACAUGGCUUUCCUUAUCAGCCAACCGCUUUAGCCUUUGACCCUGUUCAGAAAAUCUUGGCUAUUGGGACACAUACAGGGGCUAUACGAAUAUUGGGGAGACCUGGAGUCGAUUGUUAUUGCCAACAUGAUAGUGGUGCUACAGUGUUACAGCUUCAGUUUUUAAUUAACGAGGGUGCUUUAGUUAGUGCUUGUGCUGAUGACACACUUCACUUGUGGAACCUGCGACAGAAACAUCCCGCCAUUCUUCAUUCUCUCAAAUUCACACGGGAACGAAUCACCCACUGUCAUCUCCCUUUUCAAAGUAAAUGGCUCUAUGUUGGGACAGAGCGAGGAAACACACAUAUUGUAAAUGUGGAGUCAUUCAUUCUUUCUGGAUAUGUCAUCAUGUGGAACAAGGCAAUAGAACUAUCUACCAAGACUCACCCUGGUCCAGUUGUACAUUUAAGUGACAGUCCAAGAGAUGAAGGAAGGCUGUUAAUAGGCUUUGAGUCAGGAACAGUUGUUCUAUGGGACCUGAGAUCAAAACGAGUUGAACAGAGAUGCUACUAUGAUGAGGCAAUACAUUCAAUUUCUUGGCAUCAUGAGGGAAGAACGUUCAUGUGCAGUCACUCAGACGGGAGUCUGACCUUAUGGAACUUGAAAGCCCCAAGCAAGCCAUUCCAGAUCAUCUAUCCACAUGGAAAAUGUUUACGUGAUGGGAAGAAGCCAGAAUCAUGCAAACCAAUUUUAAAAGUAGAAUAUAAAACAUCUAGGAACAGUGAACCAUUUAUAAUUUUCUCUGGAGGGCUAUCAUAUGACAAGGCUUGUCGAAGGCCAAGCUUGACCAUCAUGCAUGGUAAAUCAAUUACAGUACUUGAGAUGGAUUAUCCUAUAGUUGAUUUUUUAACACUUUGUGAGACACCUUACCCAAAUGAAUUCCAGGAUCCAUUUGCUGUCGUUGCAUUACUAGAAAAGGACCUUAUUGUCAUUGACCUUACACAAAGCAAUUUCCCCAUCUUUGAAAAUCCCUAUCCUAUGGAUGUUCACGAGUCUCCAGUCACCUGCACGGCAUACUAUGCAGACUGCCCUCCUGAUCUGAUUCCAGUAUUAUAUUCUAUUGGAGCCAAGCACAAAAAGCAAGGUUAUAGCAAUAAGGAAUGGCCAGUAACAGGAGGAACCUGGAACUUGGGAACACAAACAUACCCAGAAAUUAUUAUUACUGGGCAUGCAGACGGUUCCAUAAAGUUCUGGGAUGCUUCUGCUAUAACCCUACAGAUGUUGUACAAAUUAAAAACAUCUAAGGUGUUUGAAAAGCAGAAGGUUGGUGAUGGAAAACAGAUUGCAGAAAUUGUAGAAGAAGACCCUUUUGCCAUUCAAAUGAUGUGCUGGUGCCCUGAAAGCAGGAUUUUUUGUGUGGCUGGUGUCUCAGCACAUGUCAUUUUAUACAGAUUCAGCAAGCAUGAAGUUACAACAGAGAUCCUCUCUCUAGAGGUUCGGCUACAGUAUGAUGUUGAAGAUAUAAUAACUCCAGAGCCAGAUUCAAUACCACCAUUCCCUGAAACAUCCUCACAAGGUCCAUCGUUAAAAAAUCAGAGCCUUUCUGGCAGUACCAACACUGUUGCAACUGAGGGUGUGAAGGACAACAUUCCUUGCCUUAAGGUCAAAUCCCGCCCAGUGAGAAUGCCUCCUGGAUAUCAAGCAGAGCUUACGGUCAUGUUGGUGUGGGUAGAUGGAGAUCCUCCACAGCAGAUCACCAGUCUUUCAGUGUGUUCAGCUUAUGGACUACUUGCAUUUGGGAACUGCAAUGGACUGGCUGUUAUUGACUUCAUCCAGAAGACAGUUCUAUUAAGUAUGGGUACUAUUGACCUGUAUGGUUCAAGUGACCCAUACCAACGUCAGCCCCGUUCCCCACGUAAAAGCAGACAGAUCACUGCAGACAACUUUUGCAUGCGUGGCCUGUCUAACUUUUAUUCAGAUUCAAAGAAAAGGAUCCGUACUUCCUAUCAGAGUCUGACAGAACUUGCAGAUAGCCCAGUAUCUUUGGAGUUAGAACGCUGCAAAUCCCCCACCUCAGAUCACGUUAAUGGACACUGCACAAGUCCAACAUCUCAGCCCUGUAGCUCUGGCAAACGUCUUUCCAGCGCAGAUGCAACUAAAGUAAAUCGUCGAGCUCCAGGAAGGCCUCCAUUUCGGAAAGCACAGUCUGCAGCAUGCAUGGAAAUAUCCCUCCCUGUCACAACAGAAGUAGGUUACGCUUCCAGACGGGCAAUGCUUCAGCAAUUACAUGGAGUCAGUAUUUUCUCACAUGAUGAUCACCACUCUUCUGGUUUCACAUGGAUAGAAAAAGAAAGCCGAGAAAACUCAUUCAGCCGGUCAAGGAGCUCAAGUGUUUCUAGCAUUGACAAGGAGUCCAAGGAAGCGAUUACAGCCCUUUACUUUAUGGAAACAUAUGUAUGCAAGAAUGACACUACCAUCUCUCCAUGCCUGUGGGUUGGAACAAGUCUUGGUAUGGUUUUAUUCAUUACGCUGAACCUUCCUUCUACAGAAGAACAAAGGCAAACCGAGCCAGUCAUGGUGUCUCCAAGCGGAACAGUAUUAGUGUUGAAGGGAGCUGUGCUAACCUUCUCAUGUUUGGAUUGUAUGGGAGGUUUGAUACGCCAGCCAUAUGAAGUCUGGCGGGACAUGAACAAUGUGGAUGAUAAUGAGAAAUCACGGAAAAGAAAACUAGUUACCUUUUCCCCAUCUUCCUCUCAAGAAAUGGCAGAUCAUCAGUUUGCAGUAAUCUGCUCAGAGAAACAAGCGAAAGUCUUCUCACUGCCUUCACAGGCUUGUCUCUAUGUACAUAAUAUUACAGAAACUUCUUUUGUCUUACGAGCAGAUGUGGUGACCCUGAGUAACAGCAUUUGUCUGGCAUGUUUUUGUGCCAAUGGACAUAUCAUGACUUUAAGUUUGCCUAGCCUUCGACCAAUGUUGGAUGUAAAUUACUUGCCCUUAACAGACAUGAGGAUAGCACGGACAUUUUGUUUCACUAAUGGUGGUCAGGCACUAUAUCUCUGUUCUCCCACAGAAAUUCAACGUAUCACAUAUAGCCAAGAGAUGUGUGAUAAUUUGCAGGAUAUGUUGGGGGAUUUGUUUACACCUGUUGAAACUCCCGAAAUCCAGAAUAGAGGUUUCUUGAAAGGACUGUUCGGUGGCAGUGGGCAGGGAUUUGACAGAGAAGAACUCUUUGGAGAAGCUGCUGCAGGUAAAGCUUCUAAGAGCCUGGCUCAGCAUAUUCCUGGACCCGCCGGAAUUGAAGGAGUAAAAGGCGCUGCAGGUGGUGUGGUAGGUGAACUGGCCCGAGCUCGUAUUGCCCUAGAUGAGAGGGGUCAGCGACUUGGGGAGCUAGAAGAAAAAACAGCUGGAAUGAUGGCAAGUGCAGAGGCAUUCUCCAAACAUGCACAUGAGCUCAUGCUGAAAUACAAGGACAAAAAGUGGUACCAGUUCUGAAAAUUAAACAUCUGUGCCACAUGUUAAAAUGUAACAAUCAGGGAACUGAACUUGAAUCCAUCUGACAACAGAGGAAAGCAAACAAGAAAAAAAAGACUUCAUUUUUAAGACAUUGCAUUCCCUAUGUGCAUUUGGAUUUCAUGUAAUGAAAAUCUAGACAAGAGCUGGAUGAGUAAACGACUCUAACAUGGCAUUGGACACCUUAAUACUGUUGUAGAAGAAUUUUCAAUAUGAAAUGUUUCCUGUCAUAGGAAUGAGCUGUAAUUUAGACACUUAACCCAAGCCAGCUUCACCCAGGCUUUCUGUUUCCCCUUUUUUAUGAUGGGGUGAUCACAUGAUUUUGAUAGGAACUAGCCAAUACAGUGUAAAGAUUACUUCUGUUAUGCAACAACAUUUGCAUGAGAAGUUGCCAUCAAGAAAAGCAUGUUACAGCAGAGGAUACAAGGAGAAUAUUUCUAUGUGUAAACAACACUGCUGAAAAUGAACAAUUUAUAUUUUUCAAAGCCACAUUAAAACGAGCCAACAUUUUCAAGGCAUGUGAACUGCUGUUGACAGAUUGAGCAAUUGAUUUUCCACUUUUCACUAUUUUUUGUCUAUUUUGCAGACAACUUUGCAUAAACUCAUACUUGCCAUCAGCAUCAUUUAAGAAUAUACAUGGAUAAUUCCUAAUUAUUCUACCACAUUAGUAAUAUUCCCAAGCUAAAUGUGAGCAUCUAAAGGUGCUUCUGAAUCUAUUUUCUGAUUCUUUGAAGCUUAUAAGUUUAUAAUCGAUAGCUAAAGUGCACAGAAAAUAAUUUACAAUGAUAUUACAUGCUGGAAAGACUAACGGUCAUAGUAUAAAUGUCACCAGAGCAAUGAAUUUAAAAGAAAAAAAUAUUGUACAUGUUGGGAAUAAAUGGCUUUUGAUGAGCAUGCCUGCAAUGAAAGGAAAUUACCGUGAUUUCCAAGUCUUGCCAUAAAGCCAUUAAGAAAUAUUAUGAGGUGGAAAUUGUGACUGGAUAUUUACCAAAUCAGUGAAUGUAGGCUAGUAAUAGAUAUUAGUUAUUACUAAUCUGUCCAGUGUGAUAGCCUAAUGAAAUAGAAUGUUAUAUUCUAAAAGUCACAGGACCACCACAGGCAACACGUUUUAUUAGUGUAUGCAAGCUGAGUGAGUCAGUAUACUGUUGGAUGUAAUUGUUUACACAGUUGAAUCUACGGUAAUAUUAGACAUUGACAUUUAGCCAGUUAGAGCCACCUAAAUUCUAAGUGAAAUUUCAUUUCUGAAUUUAACUCUAACGUUAUUUCUAGAGGAAAAAAAUAUAUUAAUAUAGCUGUUUAAUUUAAUUUGCUUUAAUUGUCUGUGGCCUUAAUUGGGACUGUCCUAUCUUGACUCAGAGUAAACACCUAAUAAUCUCAUAGAUAGCUACUGCGCAGGAUUGGUAGGACCAAAGUAUUUUUGUCUUAAAAAGAAAGAUUUGAUAGCCCAUAUUGAAUAUAUUUUACUUUAUAUCUGAAAAAUGAAAUUAAUUUUGAUAUGAGUCUUUUAUUGAAUAUUAGAAUUUUAGGGGUGGAGUAUACUGAAGAAGGGUUCAGAAAGGCAAGAAAGUAUUAGAGCUACUGAAAAAAGUGCCCACCUGAACUAUAUUACUUUGUUCCAAAAACAUUUUUAAUUGUAUAGUUAUACCUUCUACUUAAAAGCAUUUUAACAAGUACCAUAUACUGUCACUAGACCACAGCUCAGUUAUAGUCUGCAGGUAGUUUCUCUUCAAGAAGAUAAAACAGAAGUUUACUUUCUCUGAUGUACUUAACAAUGCAGCUUCCAAGACUCCCAGAACAUAAUGUAGUCUGGUUGUUUACUUGUAACACCAAUUUAAUCAUAGUCAAACUUGUAAAACUCAAGAAGAAUGUUAAUGGAUUAAAAAAGUGCGUGCACUUCCAUGGAAGAAAAAUGUUAACAUAGCUGAAGUCACAGAUGAUUAUAUGACAGCAACAGACUACUACUUAAUCAAACUUUCUUCCAGUGGUAAAUCUCACUACUUGUAAUCAUACAAUAUAGUGUCACAAAUACACCAGAGCCUUUCAGUGAAGGAAAGCACUGCCUUAAAGUUCUAUUUAUUUGUUUCAUUCUUUAUUGACUAGGAUAGUCCCACUUGGCUAAUGGCUUCUUGCAUCUCUGGUUUCCCAUAUAGUGUCUGGAACAACCUAAAAGUAUUCUGGAUUAUGCAAACUAAACUCAGCAACCUGACUAUAAACAUUAUAAUUAAAGCAUAUGUUGACCCGCAUGAUAAACUUCCAAUUAAAGCAAAAAUCACCAAUACACCUCUUCAUAUAAGAUACCAAUCUAAUUUUUUACUUUCUUAGACAUUCUGUUAAGAAAGAUGAAAACAUUUCAAAGAACUCUUCAUAAGUUGGAAUAUAGUCAUGUCUGUCUUAGUCUGAGAUUACUUAGCUUCAUACUGAAAUGUGUUUGUACCCUGCUCAUUAAAACUGCUGGUUUAUCUCACAUCCUUUUGUAUUUCUAUAAGAAAUCAAAUGUUGUUAUCAUGUGUUCUGUCAAAAAGGUUCAGAUGUUUCACUCCAGAUCAACUCAAAUGACUUUUCUUAUUCUUGCCUCCUUCCUUUUCAGAAGCAUUCAUUCACUCACCAUCUUGAUCACUUAUAUCUUAUAUGAUAAGGGAAUCAGUACCAGGAACAGUAUACUUUCACAACAUCUUGUUGUUUCACUUCAUUUAUGAAUUGUAAUUGAAAAGGGCUAGCAUGUGAAUGCCUAUUUAUCACACCAUGAGAUUGUCACUACUAUCAAGAUGCCCUCUUUUGCACCCUAAUUUUAACAGUGGUUGCUUUAUUAGACUGCUUUCUGUACUAGACAUACCUUUUAAAAAGUGCAGAUAUUUCAUGUUACAUUGGACAAUUGACAUGGUGCUUUAUGAUGCUUAAUUCUAGGUUUAUUGCACUUUGGUCUGUGCGUUUCCUUUUCCCUAUGUUUGCUGUAUGCUACUACAGCUGUAAGCAUCAUAUGCAUAUCUCAUAGUACUGUCCUCUCCUUCACUAUGAGUAGCAAAACAGAUUUUAUUAAUGUUCAGUAUCCAUUUAUCAUUUGCAAAUUUAUACAUCAAUAGUAAGCCUUCCACUAUGACUUAUAUGCCCUCUCAUUGGCAUGGUGAAGCUUAACUUUCUAUCUGCCUUUCUGCCUGCACUUCGUCCAAACACCUAAUUCUGUUAUCUUCUAAGGCCUUGCUGCCAGAAUAGAAAUCUGCAUGUUAAAUAUUAAAGGGAUGUUAGUAACAUUUCUAGAUUGUCUUGUGCUAGCUUUAUUUAAUUGCACUGACAUAGCUCCUUUCUUUUACUUUUACUUUUUUUGUUGUUGACUAGGGGUUGGGAGGGUGGCCUAAUGGUUAAGGUG